AUGAAAACGUUAAAGAUUCUGAUACUGUUGUUAGCGGCAGUUCUAGCACAAGCUGGAGUAGUGCCUUCAAGGAUAAGGGAAGGAUACAGUGAAGACAAUACAACAGAAGGACCUACAAAUAGCACAACAGAGGGGUUCCCAAAUAGCUCCUCAGUAGCUCCAACAACAGAAGGUUUCACAAAUAGCACCUCAAGGCCUCCUGUAACAGAAGGGCCUGAAUCGGAGUUUGAAGGAGUGGUGGUUAAAGGUGAUUGUGCUUUCCGAGUAACAGGUGAUUUACAUGAUCCUGCUCCUUUAUUUACAUACCAUGGCACAUACGAGUGGUUGGUGCCAACUCCAGAAGGUGUAGUUGAGCUUAAAAAUGGCCAAUAUAUUGACAUGUAUUGUACAGAUUCCUUUGCUAAUCCCUUCGACAAUAAGUCUGCCAUAACUGCACAGUGUUUGCAAGGUUUGUACUUUUUGGUCAACGGUACAAUUUUUCCCUUCAGCAACUUCAGCUGCUCUGCCUGGCCAAAUUACACAGCACGACGUACGGGCAGACAGUGCAGUGGUGGCACGGAUUUACUGGAAGUUGGUUUUGAAGUACAAGGUGGAUUUUUACAAACCAUGGACAUUUGUCAUGAUGAAAUCAAUGAAGUCACCCGUUAUGUUCAUCAUGUUCUCAAUCCCUCAAGUUCGAUCUAUCAACGUUCCGUAGCCAGACCACGUUUUAUUGAGGCUGAUUUCUAUGCUGGCAAGAAUGUGGACAACUUGUACACCAAAGUGCAACAAAAUAAAACCAUUAGCUCAAUAUUGGGAAUGGAUGCUUCUCCUUACUUCAAUGACACCAUAGAUGUUUUCAUGGCUCGUGGUCAUAUGGGAGCUAAAACAGAUUUUAUAUUUGGUUCACCUCAAAGAGCUACUUUCUUAUUUGUGAAUGUGGCUCCUCAGUGGCAGUCUUUUAAUGGUGGCAACUGGGAACGUGUGGAGGAUGGUGUGCGUAAAUAUGUGUCCAAUAAUUCACUAACUGUUGACUGCUAUACUGGUAUUUGGGGCAUUGCUACGUUACCUGAUGUCAAUGGCACCCAAAGAGAAUUGUAUUUAUCGAUCGAUGAGAAUAAUAAUGGCCUGAUCCCUGUGCCUAAAAUCUACUACAGAGUCGUUAUAGAUCGCGCUACCCGCCAGGGAAUUGUUUUGAUUGGUGUUAACAAUCCUCAUGCAUCUCUGCAACAAAUCAAGGAGGAAUAUACCGUGUGUGAAGAUAUUGGUGAAAAAAUAGAUUGGUUACAAUGGAAUAAGGAGGAUUUACAUAAAGGUUAUUCAUAUGCUUGUUCAGUGCCGGACUUUCUUAGGGUUGUCAAAGAUUUGCCAGUUGAGAAUCUGGAAACCACUGGAGUUUUGGGGAUAAAUGAAGUUGGCUGCUCUUUCCGUGUUAGUGGUGAUUUAAAUGAUCCUGCUCCUUUGUAUGCCCGGGCAGGAGUUUAUGAUUGGUUAGUUCCCCAACCAAAUGGUCUGAUUGAACUGAAGUAUGGUGAAUCAAUUGAUAUGUAUUGCAGUAAUUCUUUCGUCAAGCCUUUCCAAAAUCACUCAAAAAUUAGCGCACAAUGUUUGAAGGGUUAUGAGUAUCUAGUAAAUGGUGAAAACUAUAACUUCACCAGUUUCAGCUGUUCGGCUUGGCCCACUUAUACAGCCAGGCGCACAGGCAGACUUUGUAAUGGAGGCACUGAUUUACUGGAAGUUGGCUUCAAGGUAUCGCAAGGAUUUUUGCAAACCAUGGAUAUUUGUCACGAUGAAAUCAAUGAAGUGACCCGUUAUGUUCAUCAUGUACUCAAUCCUUCCAGUUCGAUGUAUCAACGUUCUGUGACCCGGCCGCGUUUCAUUGAAGGUGAUUUCUUUGCAGGCAAAAAUGUGGAUAACUUAUAUACCAAAGUGCAACAAAACAACACCAUAAGUUCGAUAUUGGGCAUGGAUGCUUCGGGUUAUUUCAACGACUCCAAAAAUAUUUAUAUGGCUCGUGGCCAUAUGGCCGCCAAAGUGGAUUUUAUAUUUGGUUCACCACAACGCUCCACAUUCUUCUUUGUAAAUGUGGCUCCUCAAUGGCAGGCUUUCAAUGCUGGUAACUGGGAACGUGUGGAGGAUGGUGUACGUAAAUAUGUCUCCAACAAUGGCUUAACUGUAGAUUGUUAUACUGGUGUCUGGGGCGUUUCCACUCUGCCCGAUGUUAAUGGCACUCAUCGAGAACUGUAUCUGGCUUUUGAUGAAAACAACAAUGGUUUGAUACCAGUACCCAAGAUAUAUUUCCGUGUGGUAAUCGAUCGUGAGAGUCGCAAAGGCAUUGUUUUGAUCGGUGUCAACAAUCCUCAUGCUUCCUUGCAACAAAUCCAAAAUGAAUAUAUCGUUUGUAAUGAUAUUGGCCAUCAAAUAGACUGGAUAAAUUGGUCCAAAGAGGACAUAAUUAAGGGCUAUUCAUAUGCCUGCUCUGUGCCCGACUUUUUGCAAACGGUGCAAGAUUUACCCUUAGAUAAGCUGCAAACUACAGGCGUUUUGGGUCUUCGGUCGGUGUAUUGGAUGGUUGUAGCUGGUAGAAUGAUGUCGCGAGUUUUUGUGAAAGUUUUUCAACAACAUUAUUAUGUUGCCGUGUUAAUUGUAUUGACAUUGUCCAGUGAGUUGUUUGUUGUUGAUGUGGAGUGUCGUCGAGCCAUUCAACCUGUUGAAGAUGUGGAAGACAUUGUUAAACAAUUAAAUAAUAUAAAUUUAAAUGUUGUCGAUAAUGAAGGACCUCCUUGUUUAUUGGACGUACAACAGGAUUUACCAAAGGGAAACACACCACAACCUCUAUACAUCAUACCAGAUACGAAUCAAUUUUGGUUACCCAAUGCGCGUGGACAAUUACAAGUACCACGUGGUGCAGCUAUUGAAUUACAUUGUUCCAAGUCAUUUGCCAAUGCAACGGAGGGCAACAAUGGCUCAGCAUCAUCCACCAACAAGAACCAGAACAACAGGGCAAAAUUUAGUAAUAUCCUUCAAGUGGCCAAGAAUACAAAGACUUUGCGACCACGUUGCUUGCACGACAAAACGUUUUUGUGGCAGGGAGAGAAGUACGAGUUUCCACAAUUCAUUUGCGAACAACCGGCAAAGUAUAUGGUUGAACAAUUGUACGAAAAAUGUCCAACUAUGACAGAUGGCCAGGCAUCCGUGAAAGCUCAAAUGUACCGUGUAGGUUUCAACAUCAGCAGUAGUCGUUUUUUAGAAACAAUGCGUAUAUGUUAUGACGAUACGGUGUUGAGCACAUUGUACGUGCAACAUACAUUGUUGCCGGCCAACAUACACUUUCAGAGAUCCAUUAAGCGCUUGAAUUUCAGCAAAGCUGGCCAUUUCAAAGAUGUCAAUAUGAAUCACCUUUAUACACAACAAUACCAGCGACAGCAAGCAGCAGCUUUGUUGCAGGGCCAGCAUGAGCAUCUUUUCGACAACAAUACUCUGUUUUUGGCUCGUGGCCAUUUGGCUGCUAAAUCUGACUUUAUCUAUGGCAAUCAGCAGAGAGCCACCUUCAACUUUUUUAACGUUGCACCACAAUGGCAGGCAUUCAACGGCGGCCAGUGGGCUGCCCUUGAGGAUGAAGUGCGUAAGUUUGUUGCAAAGUCACAGCUGCUGGUCGACUGUUAUACGGGCACCUUUGGUGUAUUACAAUUACCGUACAAAGCAGCUGGUGGUGAUGGUGGUCUGCACUAUCAUGAUUUCUAUUUAACCAUGGACAUGAACAACAACGGCAUCCUACCCGUGCCACAGUUGUACUAUCGUGUCCUAAUUGAUCGCUCUGGUUAUGCCACGCGUGGUAUAGCUUUAGUUGGUGUAAAUAAUCCUCAUGCCACACUAAGUGAAAUCCACGCAUCAUAUAUAAUCUGCGACGACAUUCACGACCAGGUGCCCUGGUUGCGCUGGAUGCGGAAUAAAAAUUUAAAAAAGGGUUUCAUGUACGCCUGUCAUGUGCCUGAUUUUGUUGCAGCUGUUGGUCAUUUACCAAAAAGUCUGUUAAAUGUUACAGAACUUCUAGUCUAAAUGAAAGUAGAUUAAAUUUAAAAGUGAAAAUUUCAAUGAAUCGUUUAGCUAAUGCAUUGGUUUAUUAAUUUAUUUAGGGUGUAGAAUAAGCUAUUUAUUUUCUUUGUAAUAUUUAUUUAAUUUGUAAUAUUUAAUGAAAUAAAAAUGUAAUGCAAUUGUAAUUUUAAAGAAAUUGAUUUGCAUAUGUAGAUAAUUCUUAAA
Molecule: messenger RNA, 4239 nt
Organism: Calliphora vicina (urban bluebottle blowfly)
Lineage: Eukaryota; Metazoa; Arthropoda; Insecta; Diptera; Calliphoridae
Exons: 3
Coding region: 1-4038 (1345 amino acids)
Biological process (GO): apoptotic DNA fragmentation
Cellular component (GO): nucleus; mitochondrial inner membrane
Molecular function (GO): metal ion binding; single-stranded DNA endonuclease activity; nucleic acid binding
Source: RefSeq, a predicted model, not a curated record